GAUGGUCUUCAAUGGCUGUCCGGUGAGUUUAGCUUGUGCUCCCCUCUCAAGAAGACGGACUUGGAUGGUUUCAAGGCCUGGCUCCAAGAGACCUGGGUGAAUCUGGCCAUGGUUGACUAUCCCUACGAAGCUAAUUUCCUCCAGCCGCUCCCACGCUGGCCAAUACAGGUAAAUGGAUAUCUUUCAUAAUAAUAUAUAUAUAUUUUUUAAUGUGUUAUUACACAUGUAGAAUAAGAAAUCUGUUUCUAUUUUACAUAGUCGGCCAAUUGUUUAUAAUUGAAUAGUUAACAUUUUGUUUUACUUACCUAAAGUACAGAACAUUUUAAAACAAGGAAAGUGAAAAAUCACAUUAGCAACAAUUAUUUUCUUUCUACCUCACUAAAUCCAUUCAACCUGUACUACCCAAAUGAAUGUACUGUUUCCAAUUAGUUGGUGCUGCUUCCUUUAUAUUAGCUGCCCUGCCACACAGCCUCUCUCUCGUUGAUUCAGAUGGUUGUCAUUCAGUCUUUCUUAUCUUUUGUAGUAUUUGUUUACUACAGCUGUCAAUUAACUGCAUUAAUAUUCAUAAUAAAUUCUUCAUUAUAUUCAUAAUGAACGAGUCCCAAACGGCACUCUGUUUCCUAUGUAGAGCGACUCUGGUCAAAUCAGUGCACUACAUAGGAAACGGGGUACCGUUUGGGACGCAUGCGUUUCUUGUGAGGAUUGUGAGGUGGCUUUUCUCUUCAGAAUAGCAGCUCCAACUGAAACCACCAUUCUUUCUUCAGAAGGGCAGCUCCAACUGAAACCACCAUUAUUUUCUCCUCCAGUGAGCUUUUCAGCUGCACACUCCCUCAGAUCUCAGAAUUUCCAUUGGAGAGAGAGAGAGAGAGACAGAGAGACAGAGACAGAGACAGAGAGAGAGAGAGAGAGAGAGAGAGAGAGAGAGAGAGAGAGAGAGAGAGAGAGAGAGAGAGAGAGACAUUUUACACAGUAGGCCUCAGAAGUGCCUCUAAUGUGUUCUGCUCCACUAAACCCUGUUUGUCUCACAUGUCAACUUAUCUCACGUAUCAAAAACAAUGUCACAUGGUAACAGUAAUAUGUAACAUGAUGAUAACAGCGCUAUACUUUUUAAUUCUUAAAGCUGCAAUAUGUAACUUUUUGGGCGACCCCACCAAAUGCACAUAGAAAUGUGAGUUAUAGAUCUGUCAUUCUCAUUGAAAGCCAGUCUAAGAAGCGGUAGAUCUGUUCUAUGUGCUGUAUUUCUUUGCUUCCUGUUCUUAACUUUAGUUUUUUGCGUCUUUUACUUUCGGUUUUGUACACAAGCUUCAAACAACUGAAAAUACAAUAUUUUUGAUUAUGGAAAAUAUAUUAAUUCUUUGUAAUUAUGUUCCGGCCACCUGACCAUCCACUCAAUAAAACAUAGAGGAUGUUAUAGAAGGAUGAAGGACUCAGGGAUCCCUGUACUGUAGAGGAUGUUAUAGAAGGAUGAAGGACUCAGGGAUCCCUGUACUGUAGAGGAUGUUAUAGAAGGCUGAAGGACUCAGGGAUCCCUGUACUGUAGAGGAUGUUAUAGAAGGAUGAAGGACUCAGGGAUCCCUGUACUGUAGAGGAUGUUAUAGAAGGAUGAAGGACUCAGGGAUCCCUGUACUGUAGAGGAUGUUAUAGAAGGAUGAAGGACUCAGGGAUCCCUGUACUGUAGAGGAUGUUAUAGAAGGCUGAAGGACUCAGGGAUCCCUGUACUGUAGAGGAUGUUAUAGAAGGAUGAAGGACUCAGGGAUCCCUGUACCGUAGAGGAUGUUAUAGAAGGAUGAAGGACUCAGGGAUCCCUGUACUGUAGAGGAUGUUAUAGAAGGAUGAAGGACUCAGGGAUCCCUGUACCGUAGAGGAUGUUAUAGAAGGAUGAAGGACUCAGGGAUCCCUGUACUGUAGAGGAUGUUAUAGAAGGAUGAAGGACUCAGGGAUCCCUGUACUGUAGAGGAUGUUAUAGAAGGAUGAAGGACUCAGACCCAUCAUUCUUUGUACCAGCUCCCCUGACACGUCACAUCACCAACCAAGGCACACCAUCCACCCAAAACCCUAAACCCUGUUAGUGCUUGCUCACCCUCCCGGGGUGCUCCAAUGACCCUAUGAGUUACAUGAGCUGUUCACUGUUCUGUUACUGUUACAGUAGGAUAAAUAUAUGACUUUCGGUGCAAGUUUUGGCAAGUCAUUUGCGGUCCUCAUCAAUAUAUAAAUCCUAAAUCCCCUAGUGGUGCAACAGGUUAGCAGAGAUGGAGACUAAAUGGACUUUUGGAGCUGUUGUGGCUCAGAGCCUAUAAUGUAUGCCUGCCCUAUGGGUGGUUUAAGCAGUGCCUAUAAUGUAUGCCUGCCCUAUGGGUGGUUUAAGCAGUGCCUAUAAUGUAUGCCUGCCCUAUGGGUGGUUUAAGCAGUGCCUAUAAUGUAUGCCUGCCCUAUGGGUGGUUUAAGCAGUGCCUAUAAUGUAUGCCUGCCCUAUGGGUGGUUUAAGCAGUGCCUAUAAUGUAUGCCUGCCCUAUGGGUGGUUUAAGCAGUGCCUAUAAUGUAUGCCUGCCCUAUGGGUGGUUUAAGCAGUGCCUAUAAUGUAUGCCUGCCCUAUGGGUGGUUUAAGCAGAGCCUAUAAUGUAUGCCUGCCCUAUGGGUGGUUUAAGCAGUGCCUAUAAUGUAUGCCUGCCCUAUGGGUGGUUUAAGCAGUGCCUAUAAUGUAUGCCUGCCCUAUGGGUGGUUUAAGCAGUGCCUAUAAUGUAUGCCUGCCCUAUGGGUGGUUUAAGCAGUGCCUAUAAUGUAUGCCUGCCCUAUGGGUGGUUUAAGCAGUGCCUAUAAUGUAUGCCUGCCCUAUGGGUGGUUUAAGCAGUGCCUAUAAUGUAUGCCUGCCCUAUGGGUGGUUUAAGCCGUUUAGGCAGUGAGCUUUUUUAAUGACAAAGCUAAUGUGAUUAUGUGAGUGACUGUGGGAAGGGAGUAUUGAGGGCUUAAAGGGGGAAAUCUGUUGGCAGAGAUGAAUGUUGGAGACUAAUCCUAUCUGAAAAGUAGAGAGGAGAUGCUUCAGACCAAUUGCUGGAGUUUUAUUUCAUGGUAUAAAUCUGCCUGUAGCUCUACCCCUCCUCCUCAUCCAUCGACAUCCUCCCCCUUCCUCCUCCCCCUUCCUCCUCCUCCUCCUCCUCACCCCCCCCCUUCCUCCUCCUCCUCCUCCUCCUCCUCAUCCCCCCCUUCCUCCUCCUCCUCCUCCUCCUCAUCCUCCCCCUUCCUCCUCCUCCUCCUCCUCCUCCUCCUCCUCCUCCUCCCCCUUCCUCCUCCUCCUCCUCCUCCUCCCCCUUCCUCCUCCUCCUCCUCCUCCUCCCCCUUCCUCCUCCUCCUCCUCCUCCCCUUCCUCCUCCUCCCCCUUCCUCCUCCUCCCCCUUCCUCCUCCUCCUCCUCCCCCAUCCUCCUCCUCCUCAACCUCCUCCUCCUCCUCCUCCCCCUUCCUCCUCCUCCUCCUCCUCCCCAGCCCGCCUGUAGACAAAAGCCUCAGUAACCUCCAUUCUGCCAGAACUCCACUCCAAUGUCCUAACAAGCAGCCACAGUCUCUCUCUCUCUCCAGCAGCCUCACAAAGACUGACAGAACAAAAAACAGCUAGCGACAGGACAGGACAGGCAGCAAACUCUGCUGCUACCAUAACAACUACCAAUACAGUAACUAUGUCUGAAAGCAAACCGCGAACGAUGGAAAAAUCCAAAUGUUAAAUGUAUCUCAACUGCAGUAACCGUCAAUAUAGAUGAAACAGUCACUUUCCUAAGUUGAGAAGUUGUCCUGGUAGGGUGAGAAUGGAGCAGAAGGGGAACCAUAGCUAGGUCGUUAAAUCUUUUAACGUCAUCAUGCAUGGCUAAACUAAAUAUGUCUCCUCUCUUGUUAAGCGCAGAGCUAUACAUUCAAGUUAAGCCUUUAGUUCCAUUCCACACAUGCAAAUUAGACACUGAAUUUAUAAGUGAAAUGGUGUUUAUGAGAAAACAACAGGUAAACAGCUCCGAGACGAGAGAGAGCUUUUUAACGGUGAGCCAGUUGGAUUUGGACUGAAAUGGAACUUAAGCUUGGUGUUUGUUUGUAAAGGAAGUGCUUAAAAGGUUACCUAAAAACGCUUACUUAAUACAUGCGUUACUAUUUAAUUAACGGGUAAAGUAUUUUCACUCUGCCAUUGACAGAAAUGUAUUAAUUAAUUAGUCAUUGUUCCAUGUUUGUGCUUCAUGUGAAGAACACUGACCAAAAAUAUCCUGUAUUUAGUAUACUCAGACAAUAAUUGUAAUUUCUAAGCACGUAUUUGUCUACGUCCGUGAUAUAUUUUCUUGUUUUGUUCCCAGGUGGUGUGCAAGCACCUUGGUUUUGACCCCAGCAGCGUGUCAGACUAUCAGUUGUUAGGGGGCGUCUCUGAAGCUGUUAGAAUCUACUACAACUACACAGGAAACGCUCCCUGUCUCAACACGUCCUCCACAGCUACAGGGAACCUGGGCUUCGUCGGCUGGUACUAUCAGGUAUCGCAGACUCACAGCCUGUUUCUCAAAUGGCAUCCUAUUCCCUAUAUAGAGCUCUGGGUCAAGUAGUGACCUGUACAGAGAAUAGAGCUCUGGGUCAAGUAGUGACCUGUAGAGAGCUAGGGCCGACAACAGGCGGUAAAAUCACCAGGAAUUCAGCUAAAAAUGAGUUUAAUUUAGGAAAUCUGUUCCCAAGUAUUCCCACGAAUAAAAAAAGAGAUGUGAUCAUGUCUCAAUGAGUACGUUUACAUGCACACUAAUAAUUUGAUAUUAAACUGAUUAUGGCAGAAGGCAGAUUAUGGCAUUAGUCAUGUAAACAUCUUACUCUGCUUAUCUUAAUCGGUGUACAGUCAAAAUGGAAGUAAGCAUACGCCGGCUAAAACAUCUAGUUUUCUGAGCAAUCUUUCAAAUGAUUAGGACGUGUAAACCCCUUAAUCAGAGUUACAGCUGUGUGUUUGAUCUGGCGAGUGAAGUGAGACCCUGUUAGUCUGGUCCUCUAUAUGGACCCUGUUAGUCUGGUCCUCUAUAUGGACCCUGUUAGUCUGGUCCUCUAUAUGGACCCUGUUAGUCUGGUCCUCUAUAUGGACCCUGUUAGCCUGGUCCUCUAUAUGGACCCUCUAGUCUGGUCCUCUAUAUGGACCCUGUUAGCCUGGUCCUCUAUAUGGACCCUGUUAGUCUGGUCCUCUAUAUGGACCCUGUUAGUCUGGUCCUCUAUAUGGACCCUGUAGUCUGGUCCUCUAUAUGGACCCUGUUAGCCUGGUCCUUAUAUGGACCCUGUUAGCCUGUUCCUCUACAUGGACCCUGUUAGUCUGGUCCUCUAUAUGGACCCUGUUAGUCUGGUCCUCUAUAUGGACCCUCGUUAGUCUGGGCCUCUAUAUGGACCCUGUUAGUCUGGUCCUCUAUAUGGACCCUGUUAGCUGGUCCUCUAUAUGGACCCUGUUAGUCUGGUCCUCUAUAUGGACCCUGUUAGUCUGGUCCUCUAUAUGGACCCUGUUAGCCUGGUCCUCUAUAUGGACCCUGUUAGUCUGGUCCUCUAUAUGACCCUGUUAGUCUGGUCCUCUAUAUGGACCCUGUUAGUCUGGUCCUCUAUAUGGACCCUGUUAGUCUGGGUCCUCUAUAUGGACCCUGUUAGUCUGGUCCUCUUAUGGACCCUGUUAGCUGGGUCCUCUAUAUGGACCCCUGUUUAGUCUGGUCCUCUAUAUGGACCCUGUUAGUCUGGUCCUCUGUAUGGACCCUGUUAGUCUGGGUCCUCCUAUAUGGACCCUGUUAGUCUGGUCCUCUAUAUGGACCCUGUUUAGUCUGGGGCCUACUAUAUGGACCCUGUUAGUCUGGGAUCCUCUAUAUGGACCCUGUUAGCCUGAGUCCUCUAUAUGGACCUCUGGUUAGUCUGGUUCCUCUAUAUGGGCCCCCUGUUAGCCUGGUCCUCUAUAUGGACCCCUGUUAGCUGGGUCCUCUAUAGUGGACCCUGUUAGUCUGGUCCUCUAUAUGGACCCUGUUACGUCAUGGUUCAUCUAUAUGGACCCUGUUAGUCCUGGUCCUUUAUAUGGACCCUGUUUAGCCUGGUCCCUCCUAUAUGGACCCUGUUAGUCUUGGUCCUUCUAUAUGGACCCUGUUAGUUCCUGGACCUCUAUAUGGACCCUCUAGUCUGGUCCUCUAUAUGGACCCUGUUAGCCUGGUCCUCUAUAUGGACCCUGUUAGUCUGUUCCUCUAUAUGGACCCUGUUAGUCUGGGCCUCUAUAUGGACCCUGUUAGUCUGUUCCUCUAUAUGGACCCUGUUAGUCUGGUUCCUCUAUAUGGACCCUGUUAGUCUGGUCCUCUAUAUGGACCCUGUUAGUCUGGUCCUCUAUAUGGACCCUGUUAGCCUGGUCCUCUAUAUGGACCCUGUUAGUCUGGUCCUCUAUAUGGACCCUGUUAGUCUGGUCCUCUAUAUGGACCUGUUAGUCUGGUCCUCUAUAUGGACCCUGUUAGUCUGGUCCUCUAUAUGGACCCUGUUAGCCUGGUCCUCUAUAUGGACCCUGUUAGUCUGGUCCUCUAUAUGGACCCUGUUAGUCUGGUCCUCUAUAUGGACCCUGUUAGUCUGGUCCUCUAUAUGGACCCUGUUAGUCUGGUCCUCUAUAUGGACCCUGUUAGCCUGGUCCUCUAUAUGGACCCCUGUAGUCCGGGUCCCUCUAUUGGCCCUGUUCGCCUAGGUCCUCAUAUUGGACCCUGUUAGUCUGGUCCUCUAUAUGGACCCUGUUAGUCCUGGUCCUCUAUAUGGACCCGGUUCGCAUCGAGUCCUCUAUAUGGACCCUUAGUUGGUCCUAUAUAUGGACCCUGUUAGUUGGUCUAUAUAUGGACGCCUGUUAGUCUGGUCCUCUAUAUGACCCUGGUUAGUCUGGUCCUCUAUAUGACCCUGUUAGUCUGGUCCUCUAUAUGGACCCUGUUAGUCUGGUCCUCUAUAUGGACCCUGUUAGUCUGGUCCUCUAUAUUGACCCUGUUAGCUGUCCUCUAUAUGGACCCUGUUAGUAUGGUUCCUCUAUAUGGACCCUGUUAGUCCUGGUCCCUCUAUAUGGACCCUGUGUAGUCUGGUCCUCUAUAUGGACCCUGUUGUCUGGUCCUCUAUAUGGACCCUGUUAGUCUGGUCCUCUUCUGGACCCUGUAGUCUGGUCCUCUAUAUGGACCCUGUGUAGCCUGGUCCCUAUAUGGACCCUGUUGUCUGGUCCUCUAUAUGGACCCUGUUAGUCUGGUCCUCUAUAUGGACCCUGUUAGUCUGGUCCUCUAUAUGGACCCUGUUAGUCCUGGUCCUCUAUAUGGACCCUGUUAGCCUGGUCCUCUAUAUAGACCCUGUUAGUCUGGUCCUCUAUAUGGACCCUGUUAGUCUGGUCCUCUAUAUGGACCCUGUUAGUCUGGUCCCUCUAUAUGGACCCUGUUAGUCUGGUCCUCUAUAUGGACCCUGUUAGCCUGGUCCUCUAUAUGGACCCUGUUAGUCUGGUCCUCUAUAUGGACCCUGUUAGUCUGGUCCUCUAUAUGGACCCUGUUAGCCUGGUCCUCUAUAUGGACCCUGUUAGUCUGGUCCUCUAUAUGGACCCUGUUAGUCUGUUCCUCUAUAUGGACCCUGUUAUUCUGUUCCUCUAUAUGGACCCUGUUAGCCUGUUCCUCUAUAUGGACCCUGUUAGCCUGGUCCUCUAUAUGGACCCUGUUAGUCUGGUCCUCUAUAUGGACCCUGUUAGUCUGGUCCUCUAUAUUGGACCCUGUUAGUCUGGUCCUCUAUAUGGACCCUGUUAGAAUGACCUGGUCCUCUAUAUGGACCCUGUUAGUCUGGUCCUCUAUAUGGACCCUGUUAGUCUGGACCUCUAUAUGGACCCUGUUAGUCUGGUCCUCUAUAUGGACCCUGUUAGUCUGGUCCUCUAUAUGGACCCUGUUAGCCUGGUCCUCUAUAUGGACCCUGUUAGUCUGGUCCUCUAUAUGGACCCUGUUAGUCUGGUCCUCUAUAUGGACCCUGUUAGUCUGGUCCUCUAUAUGGACCCUGUUAGUCUGGUCCUCUAUAUGGACCCUGUUAGUCUGGUCCUCUAUAUGGACCCUGUUAGCCUGGUCCUCUAUAUGGACCCUGUUAGCCUGUUCCUCUAUAUGGACCCUGUUAGUCUGGUCCUCUAUAUGGACCCUGUUAGUCUGGUCCUCUAUAUGGACCCUGUUAGUCUGGACCUCUAUAUGGACCCUGUUAGUCUGGUCCUCUAUAUGGACCCUGUUAGUCUGGUCCUCUAUAUGGACCCUGUUAGUCUGGUCCUCUAUAUGGACCCUGUUAGUCUGGUCCUCUAUAUGGACCCUGUUAGUCUGGUCCUCUAUAUGGACCCUGUUAGUCUGGUCCUCUAUAUGGACCCUGUUAGUCUGGUCCUCUAUAUGGACCCUGUUAGUCUGGGCCUCUAUAUGGACCCUGUUAGUCUGGACCUCUAUAUGGACCCUCUAGUCUGGUCCUCUAUAUGGACCCUGUUAGCCUGGUCCUCUAUAUGGACCCUGUUAGCCUGGUCCUCUAUAUGGACCCUGUUAGUCUGGUCCUCUAUAUGGACCCUGUUAGUCUGGUCCUCUAUAUGGACCCUGUUAGUCUGGACCUCUAUAUGGACCCUGUUAGUCUGGUCCUCUAUAUGGACCCUGUUAGUCUGGUCCUCUAUAUGGACCCUGUUAGUCUGGUCCUCUAUAUGGACCCUGUUAGUCUGGUCCUCUAUAUGGACCCUGUUAGUCUGGUCCUCUAUAUGGACCCUGUUAGUCUGGUCCUCUAUAUGGACCCUGUUAGUCUGGUCCUCUAUAUGGACCCUGUAGUCUGGUCCUCUAUAUGGACCCUGUUAGUCUGGUCCUCUAUAUGGACCCUGUUAGUCUGGUCCUCUAUAUGGACCCUGUUAGUCUGGUCCUCUAUAUGGACCCUGUUAGUCUGGUCCUCUAUAUGGACCCUGUUAGUCUGGUCCUCUAUAUGGACCCUGUUAGCCUGGUCCUCUAUAUGGACCCUGUUAGCCUGGUCCUCUAUAUGGACCCUGUUAGCCUGGUCCUCUAUAUGGACCCUGUUAGUCUGGUCCUCUAUAUGGACCCUGUUAGCCUGGUCCUCUAUAUGGACCCUGUUAGCCUGGUCCUCUAUAUGGACCCUGUUAGUCUGGUCCUCUAUAUGGACCCUGUUAGUCUGGUCCUCUAUAUGGACCCUGUUAGCCUGGUCCUCUAUAUGGACCCUGUUAGCCUGGUCCUCUAUAUGGACCCUGUUAGUCUGGUCCUCUAUAUGGACCCUGUUAGUCUGGUCCUCUAUAUGGACCCUGUUAGCCUGGUCCUCUAUAUGGACCCUGUUAGUCUGGUCCUCUAUAUGGACCCUGUUAGCCUUAACAGCUUCUCUCCCCCUCUCCCUCCCCAGGCGUGUACAGAGAUGGUGAUGCCGCUUUGUACUGACGGGGUGCAGGACAUGUUUGAGCCCCAGGACUGGAACUUCCAGGCCUUUUCAGACGAGUGCCACGCCCUGUUUGGGGUGCGUCCACGGGCUGACUGGGCAGACACAGUCUACGGAGGACUGGACAUCGCUUCUCACAGCAACAUCAUCUUCAGGUAAACUAACACCUGCUGAUUUCACUGAGUGAGGGACAGAAGAUUUACCGGACCAUGUAACUAGAGUUUGCGACUGGAAUUAUUCCUGGACAUGUCAAUCUAACUUGGACUUGGAGUUUCGCAUCAUGCCUAAAUACAGUCCUCGCCAUGCGUUAUUCACAAUCAUCAACAGGUUCUCAUGCCUUUAUGCUUAAAUAAUACACUGUUAGAGGUUCAGCCAUCUUAAAUAAUACACUGUUACACAAUAGAGGUUCAGCCAUCUUAAAUAAUACACUGUUAGAGGUUCAGCCAUCUUAAAUAAUACACUGUUACACAGUAGGGGUUCAGCCAUCUUAAAUAAUACACUGUUACCCAGAGGUUCAGCCAUCUUAAAUAAUACACUGUUACCCAGAGGUUCAGCCAUCUUAAAUAAUACACUGUUACCCAGUAGGGGUUCAGCCAUCUUAAAUAAUACACUGCUGUUGUUGGGAUCCUGGAUGCUGAUUGGACAAGUAGCAUUCCAAGCCGUGCUGUACUAUGCCUGCAAACAGUUCCAUCUGAAAAUGAUCACUGCGCCUCCAUAAGAAUAUCAUGGUCAUAGAUGGUAAAGGGGUCAGUGGACGCAGACGUUCCAUUGGCCAGACGUUCCAUUGGCCAGACGUUCCAUUGGCCAGACGUUCCAUCGGCCAGACAUUCCAUCGGCCAGACAUUCCAUUGACCAGACAAUAGCCUGAUUGUAGGCUAAUUUGGCUGAGGGGCAAUGAGGAGAUUCUGUAUCUUUCCCCCACGGUAUCUUUCCCCCCACGGUAUCUUUCCCCCCACGGUAUCUUUCCCCCAUGGUAUCUUUCCCCCAUGGUAUCUUUCCCCCCAUGGUAUCUUUCCCCCCACGGUAUCUUUCCCCCCACGGUAUCUUUCCCCCCACGGUAUCUUUCCCCCCACGGUAUCUUUCCCCCCACGGUAUCUUUCCCCCCACGGUAUCUUUACCCCCACGGCAUCUUUCCCCCCACGGUAUCUUUCCCCCCACGGUAUCGUUCCCCCCACGGUAUCUUUACCCCCACGGUAUCUUUCCCCCCCACGGUAUCUUUCCCCCACGGUAUCUUUCCCCCAUGGUUUCUUUCCCCCAUGGUAUCUUUCCCCUCACGGUAUCUUUCCCCUCACGGUAUCUUUCCCCCCACGGUAUCUUUCCCCCCACGGUAUCUUUCCCCCCCACGGUAUCUUCCCCCCCACGGUAUCUUUACCCCCACGGUAUCUUUACCCCCACGGUAUCUUUACCCCCCACGGUAUCUUUCCCCCCCACGGUAUCUUUCCCCCCCACGGUAUCUUUACCCCCACGGUAUCUUUCCCCCCCACGGUAUCUUUACCCCCACGCAUUUCCAUGGCAAUUCCAUUGUUUUGGUUGAGUUUGGUUUACCACAUCUACAGUAUGUUGCUGUCUGAAUCAUCUCUUGUAUUUAUCUCAACUCGCACUUUAUUUCCCCUUUGCUUCCAGCCUAGCGUUUGGUUUGGUACAGCGGGGGUUAAUAUAAGCCUCGCUGUCUGCCUGUCUGACCUCGGAAACAAUGUUUCACUUUUGAAUUUCGAUCUCUUUACCAAACAUAGAGGGAAUGGUGCCCAGACACUACAACUGUUUCUGAGCCAGUCGAAAUCACGCAUCAUCGUCAUUAUCACGGACAUAUCCAAGUACAUGCCAAUAGAAAAAAAAGCUCAAACAAAUGAAAAUGCAGCUAGUGUCCUGUCAUUCCAGGUUCAAUGUUUGACGUGACUGAGUUAGCUGAGCUAGUCAGCAAGUGGCAAGAACGUUAUCCAGCCUGCAUAGCAACCAUUUUGUUUAGAACGGACGACCAGUCCUUUUGCGUAGCAACUAUUCAAAAAUAAUGAAUGACUGGCUGGGCGUCUGUAGCAACAUGACCAAAAUAACUAACAACCAGAUUUUUGUCUGGACUAUAUCUUCUGGUGGAAGAAUUACAUUGUAUGAAUUUACUUAUCCAAAUAACGUUUUAAUGAAAAUAUGUAAUGUAUUGUUAUUUUAAUAUGUUGGUAACAGAUUUAUAAAAGCAAUAUGGCACACGUCGGGCUGAACAUACAGUGGGGGAAAAAAGUAUUUAGUCAGCCACCAAUUGUGCAAGUUCUCCCACUUAAAAAGAUGAGAGAGGCCUGUAAUUUUCAUCAGAGGUACACGUCAACUAUGACAGACAAAAUGAGGAAAAAAAAUCCAGAAAAUCACAUUGUAGGAUUUUUUAUGAAUUUAUUUGCAAAUUAUGGUGGAAAAUAAGUAUUUGGUCACCUACAAACAAGCAAGAUUUCUGGCUCUCACAGACCUGUAACUUCUUCUUUAAGAGGCUCCUCUGUCCUCCACUCGUUACCUGUAUUAAUGGCACCUGUUUGAACUUGUUAUCAGUAUAAAAGACACCUGUCCACAACCUCAAACAGUCACACUCCAAACUCCACUAUGGCCAAGACCAAAGAGCUGUCAAAGGACACCAGAAACGAAAUUGUAGACCUGCACCAGGCUGGGAAGACUGAAUCUGCAAUAGGUAAGCAGCUUGGUUUGAAGAAAUCAACUGUGGGAGCAAUUAUUAGGAAAUGGAAGACAUACAAGACCACUGAUAAUCUCCCUCGAUCUGGGGCUCCACGCAAGAUCUCACCCCGUGGGGUCAAAAUGAUCACAAGAACGGUGAGCAAAAAUCCCAGAACCACACGGGGGGGACCUACUGAAUGACCUGCAGAGUGCUGGGACCAAAGUAACAAAGCCUACCAUCAGUAACACACUACGCCGCCAGGGACUCAAAUCCUGCAGUGCAAGACGUGUCCCCCUGCUCAAGCCAGUACAUGUCCAGGCCCGUCUGAAGUUUGCUAGAGUGCAUUUGGAUGAUCCAGAAGAGGAUUGGGAGAAUGUCAUAUGGUCAGAUGAAACCAAAAUAUAACUUUUUGGUAAAAACUCAACUCGUCGUGUUUGGAGGACAAAGAAUGCUGAGUUGCAUCCAAAGAACACCAUACCUACUGUGAAGCAUGGGGGUGGAAACAUCAUGCUUUGGGGCUGUUUUUCUGCAAAGGGACCAGGACGACUGAUCCGUGUAAAGGAAAGAAUGAAUGGGGCCAUGUAUCGUGAGAUUUUGAGUGAAAACCUCCUUCCAUCAGCAAGGGCAUUGAAGAUGAAACGUGGCUGGGUCUUUCAGCAUGACAAUGAUCCCAAACACACCGCCCGGGCAACGAAGGAGUGGCUUCGUAAGAAGCAUUUCAAGGUCCUGGAGUGGCCUAGCCAAUCUCCAGAUCUCAACCCCAUAGAAAAUAUUUGGAGGGAGUUAAAAGUCUGUGUUGCCCAGCGACAGCCCCAAAACAUCACUGCUCUAGAGGAGAUCUGCAUGGAGGAAUGGGCCAAAAUACCAGCAACAGUGUGUGAAAACCUUGUGAAGACUUACAGAAAACGUUUGACCUGUGUCAUUGCCAACAAAGGGUAUAUAACAAAGUAUUGAGAAACUUUUGUUAUUGACCAAAUACUUAUUUUCCACCAUAAUUUGCAAAUAAAUUCAUAAAAAAUCCUACAAUGUGAUUUUCUGGAGAAAAUUUCUCAUUUUGUCUGUCAUAGUUGACGUGUACCUAUGAUGAAAAUUACAGGCCUCUCUCAUCUUUUUAAGUGGGAGAACUUGCACAAUUGGUGGCUGACUAAAUACUUUUUUCCCCCACUGUAUAAGGCUAUCAUGUCAGGCCGAACAACGCAUCUUAUCUGUGACUGUAUUCAUGAUACAGCGCUGUCUCUUACCUGUGACUGUAUUCAUAAUACAGCACUGCCUCUUACCUGUGACUGUAUUCAUGAUACAGCGCUGUCUCUUACCUGUGACUGUAUUCAUAAUACAGCGCUGUCUCUUGUGCCUUAUUGCUUAAAUAGAGGUUCAGCCAUUUUAUGGUAUUCCAUGUUAACUUUCUCUGUUUGAUCCUCCUUCCUUAAAAAAGGGCCAUGUAAAUAAAUGUCCAUCUCCUCUAAACUGUUACAGUAACGGAGGACUGGACCCGUGGUCAAGUGGCGGGGUGACCCGAAACAUCUCGGACUCGGUGGUUGCCAUAGUGAUACCUGACGGAGCUCACCACCUGGACCUACGCUACAACAAUGAAUAUGACCCGCACAGCGUCCUCUCAGCCCGCUCCCUGGAGGUGGAAUACUUCAAACUGUGGAUCACACAGGCCAGGAAAUCAAAUGCC
This is a messenger RNA of Coregonus sp. 'balchen', 13728 nucleotides long. NCBI's taxonomy places the organism in Eukaryota, Metazoa, Chordata, Actinopteri, Salmoniformes, Salmonidae. The record is from the annotation of a GenBank genome assembly.